GACCGCGCCACCGUGGGGUCACUCGGACACCCCCUCCCCCCACUUUCGCCGAGUCGGGGGGGACAGGACAUCCCCGCUCGCAGCCCCCGACAGGAGUUGGUUGUUUCGCUUUCCUUUCACCUUUAAUUUGAAGGGGCAGCAGGGACGUGGCCACACUAUGGGGGCCCUUUGCACCCCCUAUCCCCAUUGCUCCCGUUCGAUAACUCCAAAGCUCCAAAGGGCAGCAUGAUCCAAGGAAAAAAAGUAAUCAUUGCUGACGCAGGCAGGACGGGAGCUAGGCACUGUCCCCAGCAGGUCCCAUCCAUCACUUGGGAUUUGGGGACAGGCAGAUCCCCCCAGGACCCCCGCGGUCCAGCGGGCUCUCAGGGCAGCCUUGGGGCUGUGUUUCUGAUCCUGCUGCCCUCGGGAGCUGUCAGGGUCUGCAAGGGGAGGGUCCUGCUCGGGGGCCGCAUCCCCCAGCUCCCGCAGGCAGGGCAGGGCGUGCUGGCAGAUACUUGAACAUCUGAGCAGAGAUUCAAUUAUAUGCACUACUUCAUUUAUUUGGCUGUCCAGUCGCUCUGAUCAGACUUGGAAAUUAAGAGGCAUGCGGUUAGAGGGAUCCUGUCAAAUCACAUUUAGCCCAGCUCUUCCUUGCUUGGAUUUUAAAAUGCAGCUCUUUUUUUUAUAUGACCUGCAGCUACAAAACAACUUUCUGUCUCUCUUCCUAAAGAAUUACAAAAAAAUCCAGUGGAAUGGGGUGAGGGCAGAACCAGUUCCCCAGCUCUAUUUCCAGCCUGAACUCUGCAGCUGGAAGUCUCGGAGCGCUUUCCAACCCUCGCCCUGUGAGCGGGGUGCUGGGGCAGGAGCAGCUCAUUGCACGCAGGGCCCUGAGGGCAGGGGUGGGAAGGAGGAUGGGGGAAGGCAGUGCAGAGUUUUGCAGUCACUUUCCUCGCUGAAGGCCAUCAGGAUUUGCAAUCCUCCUCCCUCAGUUUGGGACAGCGCUAAAAAUGCCCCUGGUCCACACCCAGUGCUUGCACGUGCCGGCAGAGGGGCCUGUGCGGGACUGAUAAGGCCGAGCUGGAAGCUGCGGGUGAGUCCGUGCAGAGAGUCCUGUCACCCUGUCCCCAUGGGGAGGGACCUGGGAGCCACCAGCGAUCCCCUCCUGCUGCUGUCGCAGCUCCAGCAUCCGCUGGGAUAGAAUGCUGCAGGAUGAAGGGAUGAUUCCCCCUCCUCAUUUCACCCCAAGGGAUAAACAGAAAGUUCCUCAGCAGCUGAUAACCCCAAAGCUGGGGCUGCCUGCAGCGUGUCCCAAACUGCAGCUACCCAGGAGGGAACAAACUGCCCCCAGGCUUGUGUCCCAACAGGGAAAUCCAGAUUAGGAAGCUCAGCCCCAGCCUUAUUCCACCUGGCAUGCCUGCUCUUUGUGCCUGGAGUUUCCAGAAGGAUGCAGGGAUGCAGUGGAGAGGUUUGGGCUGCAGACAGCAGAGCUGUGGCAGUGUAGUCCCAGCCUGAGCACAGCCAGGGCACAUCACACAGGAGGAUGUGGGCAGAGGGAGUGGAGCAGAGUUUGUGGCAGCAGCUGGAGCCCCUUCCUCCUGCUGACUCAGAUUCUGCUCCACUCAGCAUUUGAGGCUGAAAAUGACCACACUGUGCUGGGAAGUGGAAUCUUGCUGGGAUGCCAGGGACUGGCCGGUGUUGUGCAACAGGAAGGCUUGGAUAGGUCAGGAUGCUGCUGAAAUCUGUCUGCUGUGCAUCACCAUUGCUGGGCUCCAGCUCUGAUCCAGCACCCUCCAGUUCCAGCACAGGGCUGAGCCUGGUGCUGUGGUGUCACCAGUCCCACACUGGGAUCACAUCUCACAGCCUGGUACCAACAGUCUGUCCCCUGGGAGGGACUCAUGGCGUCCCUCUGUGCCCUGAGCAGGGUUUGUUUUCCCCCUCCAGCCAAGGAGCUGAUCCUCGGGGUCCCAGCCCUUUUCUGCUGUCCAGAGGAGGCCACAGGGCAGCACCCACAGGUCUGGGCAGGAUUUUUAGGCAAGCUCCAGCUUUCAGCUGCAGCUCCAUGUUUGUGUGAGAAACAAUGUGCUUGGUUAACACUGCAGGGUUGAAAACUGCGUUUAGGCCUUUGAAGUGCCUUUGGCUUUUGCUUUUCAAUAUCCAGGGCUCAGGGGAGGAAAUAGAGAGAAAGCCCCCCAGAGAGAAAGCAGCUGGGCUUGGGUUCAAAGCCUAUGUGGGCCUUGUCUGUGUUUGCUUGUAGGGGAUUUAGUGCCUGUGGGGACCAGGGAAGCUCCAAAGGGCUCAGAGCAGGGUCAGCCCAGCCCUGGGCUGCUUUUUGUUGUCCCUGACCCAGCCUGGAGUGGCCUCUGCUCUGGGUGCUUCACUGCUUUCCCUGAGGGCAGCUGGUCCCUUUGUGUCUGGAACCCACUGAUAAGGGGCUGGGGGGAGCCACUGGCCCUGGGCAGCAGUGGGGACAACCAGCUUGGAGCCAGUGCCUGGAGCCAGCACCCAGAGCUGGCACCCAGAGCUGGCACCCAAUGCCGGCCUGGAGCCAAUGCCCAGAGCCAGGCUCAGCCCUGGGGCCCUCACAGGCAGAUCUUUGUUGUGGACUUUGUGACAGGUCCCAAGCAGCUGGCAAGGGGACCAGGAGGUGUCCUGGAGGGUGAUCCAUGGGGCAGGAAAUAAUCCUGGUGGUGAUGAAGGCAGCAGAGCUCUGUGUGCUCCCAGCGCUGGGACAGGAGAUGGGAUGCUCCAGUGCCACCUCCCUCCAGGCAGCUUGUGGAGCUCAUGGCCAUGACUGGUGUGAUGGAUGUCACCACCCAGGGGAGGUGACACAUGCGGUGUCCUCCAUGGCCCCUGCUCACCUCUCCUGGGAGGGUUUAGCUGUAGAACCCCAGCUCAGCUCGUGUGUUCAAGCAGCUCAAAUCACUGCCUGUGUGCAGAUGGGGGGGGACACCCCCAGUGCCAGGGGGCUGGGAGGGGGUUCCCAGCCCAGGAUGGUGCUGGGAGAGGCCUCUGCUCUCCUGGCUCAGCAGCUCUUCCUGCUGAGUCAGCAGGUGCAGCCUCCAGCUGGCUCUGUGUGCUGGGGUGGGCACCCACCCCCCCAGGCCCAGGGGCACAGAGCUGGUGGGGCACAGCCCCAAGAACCCCAAAUCUGGCUCCUCACUGCAGAGCCAGGCAUCUCCAGAGGGGGAGCCUGAGGCUGCUGCCCUUCCUCACUCCAGAGCUUGUUCCUGCCUCCUCCUCCUCCUCCUCCCCUGCCUCCCUCACAGGGCAGCUCAGUGGCCUCCCCCUGUCCCCCUGCAUGGGGACCACUGGGCUUGGGGAAGGAGAGACUUGAAACAACUGGGGAGGCAGAGGGCUGGGACCCCUGCCAGGCUUGUAAUUACAGCCCAGGCUGGGCCCUCGCAGGCGAAACCUGAGCCCCAUGGGGAGCAGGGAGAGGAGCGUCCGUCUGGCAGCACAACUGUCUGUCCUGGCCCCGCUCCAUCUGCGUGGAUGCAGGGGAUUGAGGCCUGGAGUUCUCAUCCCCCCACUCUGGUAUGGCUGGAGUGCUGCAGGCUCCAUCCUGCCUGUGAACAUCUCUGCUGAUGCUUGGGGAGCUCAGAUGAGUCUCUGCAGGCCCCUGUGUCCUGUGUGUUGGCCGUGCCCUUGAUGACUUCCAGGCAGUGGUGCAGCCCAUGCUGGCUGAGGCUGACAUUGCCACCACCGUCUUCGUCACUGAAAGAGCGCACCAUGCCCAUGAGAAGGUGCGAGACGAGGACCUGUCGCAGUGGGACACCUUGGUGGUCAUGUCUGGGGACGGGCUGCUCUUCGAGGUGGUGAACGGGCUGAUGGAGCGUCCAGACUGGAGAGAGGCCAUGAAGAAGCCGCUGUGCAUCCUGCCAGGAGGCUCUGGGAACGCCCUGGCUGCCUCUAUCAACUACUAUGCAGGCUACGACCACGUCGCCAAGAAAAAGCUGCUGACAAACUGCACCUUCAUCCUGUGCAAGGGGCUGUACACGCAGAUGGACCUGGUGUCGCUGAGCACGGCCUCGGGCAAACGCUUCUUCUCCUUCCUGGGCUUUGGCUGGGGCUUCAUCUCGGACGUGGACAUCGACAGCGAGAAGUACCGCUGGCUGGGCAGCGCCCGCUUCACGCUGGGCACGCUGCAGUGCCUGGCCAAGCUCAGG
Zonotrichia albicollis (white-throated sparrow) is the source of this 4145-nucleotide messenger RNA. NCBI's taxonomy places the organism in Eukaryota, Metazoa, Chordata, Aves, Passeriformes, Passerellidae. The record is from RefSeq and is a predicted model, not a curated record.